Ostreobium quekettii is the source of this 2058-nucleotide messenger RNA. The record is from the annotation of a GenBank genome assembly. NCBI's taxonomy places the organism in Eukaryota, Viridiplantae, Chlorophyta, Ulvophyceae, Bryopsidales, Ostreobiaceae.
GAUGGAUGGUCAGCUCUCAUGAUCGCCUGUCAAGAAAAUCACGUGGCCAUUGUGGAAUUCUUGCUGCAGAGGGGGGCCCGGGUGGACCACCAAACCAAGACUGGCUGGUCUGCCCUCCACAAAUGUGCACUGGAUGGGCGGCUGCAUUUGUUGAAACGGCUCCUCGAGGCGGGGGCCACCGUUGACAUCGAACAGGAUGACAAACGGACCCCCCUGAUGUCAGCGGCGUCCAAUGGCAACGCCGACAUCGUCAAGCACCUGGCCAGCCAAGGCGCCGACGUGAACCACGCACAAGAGGACGGAUGGUCGGCAUUGAUGCUUGCAUGUCAGAAAGGAAGCCUGGAGACCGUCGACGUUUUGCUGGAAGCUGGGGCUAAAGUCGAUCAUCAGAGCAAGAGUGGCUGGUCGGCUCUCUUUAAGGCUGCCUGGGACGGUCGUCUGGAGAUCUGCAGGAGCGUCGUGCAGGCGGGAGCGCCAAUCGAUCUCAAGGAUGAGCUGCAAUGGACGCCGCUGCUGGGAGCGUCCCACAACGGACACAAGGAGGUGGUGCAAUUCCUAGUGGAAAAUGGGGCCGACAUGGAAGCCACAGAGAAGGAGGGCUGGUCUGCGCUGACGUUUGCCUGCCAAAGCGGCAGCUUCCCCACGACAGAGUACCUGUUGGGGGCUGGGGCGGAAGUCAACCAUCAAUCUCGGACGGGCUGGUCUCCCCUCCACAAAUCGGCAUGGGAUGGGAGCACGGAUUUGGUGCGACUACUAAUCGAUUCGGGGGCGAAAGUCGACAUUCAAGAAGAGGCUGGCUACACUCCGUUGCAUAAUGCCUGCGACAACGGCCACAUGGCUGUCGCCCAACUGCUGCUUCAGGAGAACGCUUCGGUUAAUCGCGGCUCCAAAAAAGGAGUGGUGGCUUUGCACAUUGCGGCCCAAAACGGUCAUUUGGAGGUGGUCGAUGUUCUGCUUCAACGUGGCGCGGCAGUAGAUGCUAGCUGCAAGAGGGAAGCUGCUGCACUGCACUUCGCUGCCCAAAAUGGCCACCUGGACGUCGUCAAUCUGCUUUUGGAGCACGGAGCGACGGUGGAUGCUGCUUGCCAGCCUGGUUUCACUCCGCUCCUCCUGGCGUGCUGGAGGGGUCAGCGCUCUUGCGUCGAGGCGCUCCUGCAAGCCGGGGCCAGCACCAAUCCGCCAAAGCAGAUGAAUGGUUUGUCCCCUUGCCAGCUCGCUGCGGAUCGAGGGCACCCUGCAGUGGUGGAAAUCAUGUUCAAACGCGGGGCCCUUCUCGAAGCCGCGGACGAGGCGGGCGAGACGGCUGUGCAGGCUGCCGCACACAAGGGCCACUUGGACGUUGCGACGGUCCUUGCUGAGCUGGGAUGCUCACUUUGCGUUCAGAACAAGGCUGGGGAUACUCCAUUGAUUUCUGCUGCCAGCGAAGGUCACAUGGACUUUGUCAAAUUCUUCCUAGAUAAAGGCGUCGAUGCAAGCCACAAGAACAAGAGUGGCCACACGGCGCUGUCUGCCGCACUGGAGUUCGGGCAUGAGGACGUGGUCGAGGCGUUAAAGCAGUGGGGAGUAGCCGCGCCAUGCGAAGGGGUCGAGAGCGGAACCCCUGCUGAGCCGACCGACGUCACCGCGGUCCCGAACGGCGCCUGGGAUGGCGCUUGGGAGCGCCUGCCCGACGAACAUCGCACCGAAUUACCGGACUCCAGCGACACAUCUGCCAAAUCGAGCACCAAGUCGACUGAAUCCGGCACCGAAUCGGUCCCCAUGUGGAACCGGUUCGUGUUCGAGGGCGAGAAGGUGAUCGGCUUUGGGCAUGACGCGGUGGGCGACUACGCUGUGGCGGGCACUCUCGACUUGGCCACCGCCACCUGCAAGUGGACCAAGGACUACAUAGGGCUGCCGGCAGACGCCACUGACAAGCACGAGCUCGACGGGAGGCUGGGAGUUGUUGCUGGAGGGUUCCGUGCGGGGUGCGUGUUUCUGGAGGGCGAGGGCAAGGUGAAGGGCGACAAGGCGGUGAAGUUCAGGCUGGUGUCCAGGCAGAAAAUGGCGGCGAACGGCUGA